Messenger RNA from Leucoraja erinaceus (little skate), 6148 nucleotides. It is a transcript of the gene fhdc1, whose product is annotated as FH2 domain containing 1. The record is from RefSeq and is a predicted model, not a curated record. NCBI's taxonomy places the organism in Eukaryota, Metazoa, Chordata, Chondrichthyes, Rajiformes, Rajidae.
UAGGGUUUUCUCAGCAGCAGAUGAGAGCAGUGAUCACCUGGAGCCUGCUAGCCUGCCUGCCUGCAGCCGCCGCGCAUGCGCCCGGGCCCGGAGCGCGAGCUUCCCAGGGCAUCAGCGGCUGCAGGGAGUGAGUGGGGGAGAGAGAGAUACAGAGACAGAGAGGAUAUAUUAUACAGAAACUUGGCCGGCGCUGGCUGAAAGCAAAAGCAGGUUCUGGUGCUUUGGUGGAUGGAUGAACAAUGAUAAAAUAUGAGUACUCCGGGACACUAUGCUCUUCGGUGGAUUGUAUGUAGAAAAUCCGGUGAAUGAGAUGAGUUUAUCGGCAAAUGUUGGAACAAUGGCCGUGAAUUAGCCCCAGCCUUGAACGACCUUACAAGGGGGUGGAAAAAGCCGAAAUUAUUUUUUCUUCUCUUGGAUUACAAUGCAAGUGAUGAGUUGCCUGUCGUUUGUAAAUGACAAAGAGAAUGCCACUUCUCCAUCAGUCUCCGGUUUGAUCACUGAAGCACCAACAGCAUCGCCUUCACUUCCAGCACCUCCUCCUCCUCCACCUCCACCUCCGCCCCCACCUCCACCACCUCCUCCCCCUCUACCGCCUGGACUUCCCCCUCCGCCACAUCCAGCAUCGGGCUCCCGGGCCGGGCACCAAAAACGAAUCCGCAGUUUCUUCUGGAAGACCAUCCCCGAGGAGCACAUUCGUGGAAAAACAAAUAUUUGGACCAUUAGCGCAAAAGAGCACUCAUACAAGAUUGAUACUCGGACUAUUGAGGAGCUGUUUGGUCAGAAAGAUGACGCUAAAAAUAAAUUUGGCACGGCAAAUUCAAGAUCCUCAUUUAAAAGCAGCAGCAAAGAGAUUAAUAUUUUAGAUUCAAAAAGAAGCAUGAACAUUGGAAUAUUUCUGAAACAAUUCAAAAGGUCAAAUCAGUGUAUCAUUGAAGAUAUUCGGACUGGAAGGAGUGGGGCUUAUGGAUCUGAAAAACUGCGUGAACUGCUCAAAAUAUUACCAGAAGCAGAAGAGGUAAAAAAAUUACAAGCCUUCAAAGAUGAUGUGAACAAACUGUCACUGGCAGAUUCCUUCAUGAUCCUAUUGAUACAAGUCCCAAGCUAUGCUCUUCGGAUGGAAGCCAUGAUCCUUAAAGAAGAGUUUACACCUGCCUGCUUCACAUUACACAAGGAAAUGGAUACAAUGCAGACAGCCACUAAAGAACUGAUGGCCUGUGAAGAACUUCAUGCAGUUUUACAUUUGGUUCUACAGGCGGGCAACAUCAUGAAUGCUGGAGGUUAUGCAGGAAAUGCUGUGGGGUUCAAGCUAUCUUCAUUGUUGAAACUAGCAGACACAAAGGCAAACAAGCCAGGAAUGAACUUGCUGCAUUUUGUCGUUCUGGAAGCACAAAAAAAGGAUGCAACUCUUUCAACUUUUCCCGAAAAGCUGAAACAUGUUCAGGCAGCAGCCAGAUUGUCCAGUGAUAGCGUUAAUGCCGACCUACAUUCACUUGACAGUAGAACAAAAUCGAUGCAAAUACAUCUAAAGCAAGACGUUGACCUAUUUCAUCAAAUGGAGGAUUUCAUUCAGCAAGGUUUGGGAGAAGUGGACAGAUUAGAGGCACAACGGAUGGAAUUGCAGAGGGAAGCCAAUACCCUCAUUGAUUUCUUCUGUGAAGACAAAGAAACAAUGAAAUUAGAAGAAUGCUUCAAAAUUUUCCAAGACUUUUGUGAUAGAUUCAAAAAAGCUGUCAAGGAAAACAGAGACAGAGAAAUUAAGGAACUCUGUCAACAACAAAGGCAAAAGGAAUUGGAUGAGAAACGGCAUUCGUGGGCUGCUGGUGAACGGAGUAUCUUUGGAAGGAGUAGUAGCGAAAAUGAUGUGAAACUGCUCAUCAAGGAUGGACUACAUGACCUAAUAGCUUUCACUCAUCCGAGAUCUCAAAGCCCCGGGAGUGUGAAGAGAACUAGAAGCAGACGUUUGCGCUCAUCGGAAGGUGCUGCUAUUGACAGCCAUUUAUUGUCAUUUUUGCAGGCUGCACAUACAGAAGAACAAGCUAAGUCAAACAGUAUCCCUCGUUCUGUUGCACGUAGCUCUAGACAGAGGGUAGCCUGGCAAAAGAUGUCAGAAACCCACGAUGGAAGCUUAGAUAGUGCCCACUUUGACUCCAAUCAGGGCUGUGCUCAUACCACAGUUAUAAAAGACAGCUAUCUCUGCUUGGCUUCAGCUGAGCCAUGCACUGCUAGGAAUACAGAGACCGCUCCUACAGAGAACUUCACAAAGACUGAAAGUGCAGUUGGUCAGCAUGAACAAGAUGCCUACAAUAACAAUGAGAAUAUAAUAAAGGAUAAUGCCCACACAAAGUAUACAGACCUCACAAACCUUAACCAGAUGAUCGCCUCCGAACAGCAGCUUGAGCUUCUUGAAGGUUUACAGAUUUUCAAUUGCACCAGUGCCACUGACUCUAGCCAAGUGACGACCUGUGAUGAUGUUACACUAACCGACCUGGAGUACAGCGAAGACCUGAGUUUGCAUACUCCUACUACAGAUGUGAGUUUGUCGACACCGAGUACUGAUGUGAGUGUGCAGACUCCCAGUACAGAUGUGGGCAUGCAAACUCUCAGUAUAGAUGUGGGUGUGCAGACUCCCAGUACAGAUGUGAGUGUGCAGACACCUAGUACAGAUGUGAGUGUACAAACUCCUAGUACAGAGGAGAAUCUGCAGACUACUGAUACAGAUGUCAGUGUGCAGGCCUGUGACACAGAUAUGAGUCCCCUGAUGCCUAGCACCAGUGUAGGCAUUCAGACAUCCUCUAGCUCUGAUUCUGGUGCAUUUUCUGGCCUGGUCUCGAAGAUAUUUGAUGGUGAGUCUUACUGCUUUACGGAUUCUCGGUCAUUACCACAGAAAAUAAAGAAUACAGAAGGCACUGAAGUAUCCAUCCAGAGUUCAGAUGCAGCGAAUAACUCUGUUUUAAACAAGGAAAGCAGAACGGUGUUUUUUGUUUUGGGAUAUACAGGAGGUGGAGAUUGUUCUGAACCUUCAGAGCAAUGUGAAGUCAAAGCUGCCUGCCAGAAAAUCCAAGUAGAAUCACAACACCAAUUUAGAAGCCCUAAAGGAGAUCACACUGAAGUUUCUAAUGAUUUGUCGGACAAUUCUCUCAUUCCCAUUACCAAAAAUAUAACCAUUAAUAAUGGCCGUGCUCUUGAGGCAGCCUCGGAGACAAUGAACUUACCAAAGGUAGCAAAGCAGAUUUGCAGUUUAAAGCAGCCUAGUAUGGUUAGAGGGGAAGCAUUGCCCACUCCAAAAUCAACUUUGCAUUGUUUGAGCAGUCCAGUUCCUCCUAAAACCUCAAGGACAACAAACCACCCUAAUAACGAGGAAAUGAGGAGGGUUUUGCCAAUAUCAAAGUCAAGUAGAAGAUCCAACAGUGUCAGAAGACCAGAAGCAAAAGCAUUAAGUAAUGAUGAACAAAAACACUCUCAUAAGGCUUCAGGGUCAAAGUGGCGAGACGGUUUGUCAAAGACUCCUCGCAGGUCCAGCUAUCCAGUGGCAGAACAAAAGCCAACAAAAGAGACUGCUGCUUUGGCAAACGCAUCUAAUAGCAUUGCAAAGCGUAAAGACUCCCUCAGAAAACCUGCCGCUAAGCCAGUCCGAAAUCUCCCCAAGCCAAAGCCCGAUGAAAGCAGUAAGAUUUGUCGCUCAGUUACAAGAAGCUUCCCCAGGCACAGCACAAAUACAGGCGGAACAACAGAGUCCACGGGAGGAAAUAGCAAUUCAGCCUCACCAAUGCUUACUCCCAACUUUGCCAGAAACACUGUGGCCUCUUCCUCUCGACGCCAGAGGACAGAUCCCAGACCGAUUCCCAGCACGUCUCCGCAGCCCGCCAAAGCAACAAACCUCACCAGAACCUCUUCGCAGAGGCAGUCUACGCCCAAGCACGUUGGGACAAACCAUACAAAGAGCAGUGAAAAUACCAGCAUGAAACGGCCAAGUACCCAAAAACUGGGGAGCAAGACCGAAGAGGAGGAGAAGGCACCAACAUGCAAAACACAGUCCACCUACACAGGCGACAACACUUCGCAAACAUCAACCGAAAAGAAACACCUUCCAGCCACAGAUUCCAUUAGAAGCAAGAAAACGCCAGAAAGAUCAUCGAAGUGGAAGUAAAAUGUUUUAUUGAUUACGUAGAGCUUAGGGCAGUAGCAAGUUAAAAUCUUUGUAGACCUUCCCGAAUGGAAGUUCUCCCUUUGUGUGCCUGCAGUUCGAUUUUCCAUUGGUGUGUAUUGGUGUUCUGCAUUGGUCAAACAUGCCGGGUCUUGCCGGCAAGAAUCAGUUACCCUUUGUGAACCAUCCUUUGUGGCACCAAGAAAUGGAGCAGGAAACUGCCAGGACCAGCUCUGCCUUUUAGACAUGAAUCUCCUGCCAUUCAUUCACAAAUUCAUUGAUGUACAGAAAAAGCCUGUUGGCCUUAUCGCAUCUAAACAUGGCAGCAAGAGGCAGAGAUUGGAGAUCCAGUGGGGGGGAAUGAUAAUUGAAUUUGGAAAUAAUAAUCCCAUUCGACAGAGGCCGAACCAGAUCUCAGCAGCGUUUGGUAAAGUUGCGACGUAUUUGCUAAUUCCUCAGGAAGAAGUACCGAUCCGUGGUAUUUUCAGGAUUAAGUGUGAGUGCUGCUUCUCCGUGAUGGAUUUUGAUCCAUUCCAUGAAAAUGUCAAGAAGCUAAGCUAGCUUUAUAUCUCUCUGCAGCUGGUGAAUGUAUCUUUUUAAAAUGUCAAGAUUAAAUCUUCAAAUUUUUAGAAGAUGGCUAUUUAUAGUUAUGGUGGGCUCCUACUUUCUUUUUAAGGGAGGAAAGUACUGGUGCUAAGGAAUAGAAAUGUAUAGAGAAACUAGUGGACGAAUGAGUGGGCUGGAGUUUCCACUUGAUUACAUAGUUGCAGCACAAUAAUUUAUUUUUUGUAUUGUGAUAUGAAUAAUGUGUAUAAAUACACAGUGCAUAGCAUAUUCUGUACAGUAUUGGUAUAUCUUAGUUAAACUCCAUGGACGGGAUAACUAUUGUGUUCAGUCACUUUCACCAAGGGCUCAUUACGACUAUAGAGAUUGGAACCAAGGGUCGAAGGGACCACUAUAUGUAGCUGGGACAAGUCAAUAUGAAUUGAUACUUUUUCUGGUCGCCCCUAUGUUGGAGGAGUCACAUGAGUGCAAACCGAUGAACAUUGUAGAGUUCUUACUCUGAAACACAACGAUAGUCCAUUCGAUGUCGAAUGUUGGCUGGUGAAUUUUGAACACAGGCAGUGCCAUGAAACAGCCGCACACUUUGUAGUUAAUGAUAUCCUUAUAUUGAAUAUUGUGCUAGUAUGCAUAUGGGGAUGUUGCACUGUUUCUUCAGCAGUUGGCUUUUUACUGAUCUCAUUAAACAUGAAAGCUGCUCGUUUGUCUGCAACUGCUUUGUUAGGCCUGUGCCUGUCCGAGCAAUGGUGUAUAGGACAUUUCCUGCUCUCGUUCUAUAGUGUUUUUUAUGGGGCUAUGUUACACCCAAAUUUCUCUCCAGGUGGUACUUUAACCUAAAAAAAUAUAUAUUUUUGUUAGAUAUGAGAUCAUUAUAUCUCUUAACAGCCACACAUACUGCCUGUGAAACGGACAAGACUGAAUGUGGGUGGUACUGCUUCUGAAGCUGCCCCAUUUACUUGAGAUGAAUGUUUUUUUACUAUUGGCAGAUUAAGGAAUUCCAGUCUCUUAUUGUUUGUAAUUCAAUUAGCAUGGGGUGUUACUACACAUCCGCAAAAGUGUUAGAGUUUAGUGUAAUAUAACAAGACUGAUUUACCUCCUGAAGAGGUCAAUUUUAAAGUGUCUAUUUUUUUUCGUCUUCAUAAUUUGGUCAUUUGGAUUUGAGGAUUGAAUUUGGCUUCAUUGUCCAUUCCACCCCUUGUCUAUUGCGCCCUCUGGUGGCAUUGUGUAACAUAUCUAUGGUAAUUGCUUUCUUUUACCGUUCCAUCUGCAUCCACCCUCAUUAACUAUUAAACGGCUCAAUGGACGUUCAAAUUUUAAGAUCACCUUACAUUUGUAAACAAAAGUGAUGUAUCUCUGUAAAUUGAAAUGAAGUGUUGUAGUAUUUGCACGUUCCACAUAACUCCUGUUCAGUCAAGUAUUAAAAGUCAGUUCUGUCCCAUCAAA